Messenger RNA from Penicillium olsonii, 1404 nucleotides. The record is from the annotation of a GenBank genome assembly. NCBI's taxonomy places the organism in Eukaryota, Fungi, Ascomycota, Eurotiomycetes, Eurotiales, Aspergillaceae.
AUGAACUCGAUUAAAGUCCCACGGGCGAUCCCAUCGCUGACGGCUUUUGAACGCAUUGGCCCUAAAGGCUGGAUGCGCUAUGUCUUUCCAUUCCAGCUCGCUGAUGACUACGACAUAGAGCAAGUAACCGAUAUGAUUCGCCAUGGCUUCGACGAGGUGAAAGGCCAUUUUCCCGAGGCGGACUGUGAGGCAGUCCCAGAUCUUGAAUCCAAGCAAGAGGGUGUCCUCAAACUGCAGAGGCUGAAGAGUGGCGAGUUUGAGAGCGUGGAGGUCAAAGACCUGCGACACCCUGAUGCAUUCUCAUCCACCUACGAAGACUUGAAAGCGAAGUCCUUCCCUGUCUCCGCAUUCGAUGCCGAGUGUCUGUGCCGCGGACAUGUUUGGGUUAAGCCCGGGGACCGCAUACCGAUCUCACUCGCACAGGCGAAUUUCAUUCGCGGUGGUGUCAUUCUGACUUGGAAUAUCUUCCACAUGAUCGGCGAUGGAACCUCAUUCUGCACUUGGAUGAAGGUCUGGGCCGAGGGUUGUCGGCGCGCGCAAGGGCUGGAUAUCUGCGAUCCAAUCCAAUUACCCUCGGCUAUCUGGGAUGACCGAGAGCAGGUGAUGGAGCCAUCUGGCAGCAAUUGCGGCGGGUUAGAGGAUCACCCAGCAUAUACUCUCCUCCCGUUCACACCAACUGGUGCACCUCCAAAAAUGACAUCGCCGCACCAUCGGGCACAAGUCUUUCGCUUUCCUCCCGAGUCGUUGAAAGCGCUGAAAGCAGACGCGUCUCCAGCAAAUGCCUCUGGCCCAUCGGACCAAGACUGGAUUUCAACCAACGACGCCAUCGCAGCCCUUAUUUGGCGCACUGUCAUGGCAGUACAGUCGCCGCUGGAGACCUUGGAGGGCGAUCCAGUGUCCAACUUUGGUAUAGCAAUCAAUGGGCGCCAACGUAUCGGACCCAAAAUUCACCCAGAGACGUCAGGAUGCUUCUUGGCCUUCUUGUCAGUGGUGGCGCCCAUCCGCAAGAUUGUUGGCAAUAUGAAUUUAGCCGAUUUAGCGAUUCUUGUUCGCCAAGCUGUGUUGCGUGCGGAUGAUCAGUUUGGCGAUGAUCUCAUCGCACUAGUUGAUAGCCUCGACGACGUUAACAAGCUGGUGCCGACGUCAUUUUUGGAUGUUCCUGGAUUCAACUGCGUUAUGUCCUCGUGGACCGGGUUCGAGCUAUACUCCUUGGACUGGGGUCCGAUGCUUGGCAAGAAUAUUGAUGCUGUUCGGACACCUAGUGUCGGAGCUAUCAACGGUGCGCAAAUUGUUUUGCCAGUGUUACCGGAUGGUGGAAUGGAAGUGUUGGUCGGGGUCGAGGAAACAUGUUUGGACAGGCUGCUGAAUGACUCGUUGCUGGGGAAGUAUGCCAUCGCAGUGUAA